GCAGCGCUUGACACUGGCAGAGGUUCUCUCUCCAAUGAGGAAGCCUCUUGCACUGUAUGUGAUUUCUGUUUCCUCUGUGUGCUCGCACCUCUUGCAAUCAGAUGGGUGCGCUGUGAGGAGCCCGGCGGGGCUGACACCUCGUCCUGCUGUGGAAGCAUAAGCAAACAUGGCCCUGCCGCGAUGGAUCUUUCUUCUGCUCCUCACACCUCUGCUGACAGCAAAGGAGGAGGAAGAGCCGGACCCCAACACCUCCGGAGAGCCUGAGGAAACAGGAAGAUGUAAGGCUCCCUCCGACUGGGACUCCAAGCUGCGGCUGACCCCAUACCACAGCAGCUAUGCCCUGAACGACUUGGUGCAGCUGAGCUGUGCUGGGGAGUAUAUGCCAUCAGUCUCUCGGAUCAGAUGCAUUACCAAUGGGACCCACACUUUGUGGAACACGACUGCCACCUGCAAGGAGAAAUGCCAGCAGCCCCAGUGGGACUCGAGGCUCCACUUUACCCCAGACAAGAGUUUUUACAGGAUCCAUGAAGAGGUGACACUGAGCUGCUCUAUGGAGGAUCCUGUUGCCCUUGCCGUGAUCAGAUGUGCAAAAGGGACAUCUCCAGACUCUAAGUACGACUGGGAGAUGGACAGUCAGGGAACAUGGCAUGGGGUGACAGAGAACCUGACCUGUACCACAGCUCCACUAGAAACGUGCCAAAGGCCCCGGUGGGACACGAGACUCCGGCUGAAACCAAACCAAGAUAGUUACCAGAAGUAUGAAGAAGUGAUGCUGAGCUGUCUUAAGGGUUUCCAGCCAUCCUUCACCCAUGUCAAAUGUAUAGGAAAAACCAUGUCCAAUAGCAAUGGGAAACCUGAAUACAGAGAGGUUUGGCUUGGAAAGGACAGCAGAGGCCAGUGGAACCAGGCUCAGGACAAAGUGGAGUGCAUUGAAACGUGCCAAAGGCCCCAGUGGGACACAAGUCUCCAGCUAGCACCAGACCAGAACAAUUACAAGAAGAAUGAAGAAGUGAUGCUGAGCUGUCCUGAGGGUUUCCAGCCAUCAGUCACCCACGUCAAGUGCUCAAGGGAAGUCCAAUCUGUCAGUCAUGGGAAAUCAGAAGUUUGGUUUGGAAAGGACAGCGGAGGCCGGUGGAACCGCAUUCGGUACAAAGUUGUGUGCAUCGAAACGUGCCAAAGGCCCCGGUGGGACUCAAGACUCCAGCUGUCACCAGACCAAGAUAAUUACAAGAAGUAUGAAGAAGUGAUGCUGAGCUGUCCUGAGGGUUUGCAACCAUCCUUCACCCGUGUCAAAUGCAUGAGAAAAUUCCUAACCCUAAGUCAUGGGAAACCUGUGUACAGAGAGGUUUGGCUUGGAAAGGACAGCAGAGGCCGGUGGAACCGCACUCAGAACACAGUGGAGUGCAUCGAGGUGCUCCACGUUGACCCCAGGACCCUGGAGGUUUCCAGCACCAGCAUCAAACUGAACUGGUCCUGCCAGGUCCCUGAGGCGUGCUCACGCAUGCGGGCCAUGUGCCGGCUGGCAGGGCCUUCCUCCCCUCCCUGUGAGGCUGAGGAGGUGCUGGGAGAGGAGAUGCUCCAUGGGCAGGAGGGGACAUUCUCCUGCCCUGCUCUGCAGCCCUUCACUGAAUACAGCGUCACCAUCUCCCUGCCGCCCAGCACCAUCCUGUACAAAGGGCUCUUCAGGACAAAGGAAAUGGUGCCGGACAAACCAGAGCAGCUGUGGCUGGAUCCCAGCACGGGGUCCCUCAGCUGGGAGCCGCUGCCCUCCUGCAAAGGGGAGAUCAUUGGAUACCAGCUGAACAUCACGGCCAGGAGCGCGCAGGACCGCGCUUUGCUGGAGCUGGAGCGGCUGCGGCUGAGCAGCUCCGCCACCGCGCACCCGCUGCCCGCGCACGGCCCCGGCACCAGCUACGUGGUGACCGUGCGGGGACUCACGGCCGCCGGGGCCGGGGCUGCGGCGCUCCGGGAGUUCCAGACCAACCGCUCGGACGCCCCGCAGCCCCUGCCCAGGAGCUGCCGCAGCGCCCGUGACAUCUCCUCAUCGCGAGGGACGGCCGUGCUGCCCCUGCUCCCCAUCGCCCGGCACCACGAGCCGCCGACGGAGCACCAGCUGCUCGUGGCCGCCAUGCACAACAGCACCACGGUGGAAGGCGUCUGCUCCGCGGAGCCGCAGCCCUUCAACGCCAGCCGGCAGCCCGGGGCCUACGUGGCCGCCGUGCUCAACCUCAGCUCCCCCAUGGACUUUGUGCUGGGCGACGGGACCCGCGGGCACGGCUACCACAACGCUGCCCUGCGCCCGGGCUGCAGCUACACGGCCCUGCUCCGCCUCGUGCGCCGCUCGCAGCAGGCAGAGAAGUUCACCUGCAUCUGCUACAGCUUCUCUCUCGGGCAGGAGCCGGUGCCUCUGCUGAGCAGCAUGUCUGUAGCUACGGCAGUAGCACUGGUCGUCGCACUCCUGGCACUGGGGAUUUUGCUGCUCUUUGGGAUCUUCAGGAGGAAGUUCCGCAGUUCAAAAACCUCAGAGAACAGCGGCACCAUCCCCCUGAGAAGAUACCGAGGAGGUGUGAGCAAGAUGAACACGCAGAUCCCGGUGGAGUCACUGCUGGAGGCUCUGAAGAGGUUUAAGAGGGCAGAAAUAGAGGCGGAGCAGGCAGAGGAUGAAUCAGUUGACACUCAUGGUGCUGGGCGUCUGCGGGAGUACCAGCAACUCUCCUCCAGUUUGUUGCAUCCCUGCGAUGCCGGGAAGGAGCUGUGUAAUCAGAGCAAGAACCGCUACAAGAGCAUCAUCCCUUAUGAUCACUGCCGUGUGGUGCUGCAGCCCUCUGACACAGGGAAUGGCUACAUCAAUGCCAGCUACGUGGAUAGCUACCGGAGUCCACGUUUCUUCAUUGCAGCUCAAGGCCCCUUGCCUGGGACAGUGCUGGAUUUCUGGCAGAUGGUGUGGCAGGAGAAGACUUCAGUCAUUGUGAUGCUGACAGGCUUAGUGGAGCAGAACAAGACCAAGUGCGAGCAGUAUUGGCCUGAGCAGGAGCAGGUCUAUGGAGAUUUCACUGUGACACUCAACAACACCAGGACCACCACGGGCCUUGUCACACGCAUCUUCUCCCUGCAGAAGGCAGGCUGUGCUUUCCCAAGGGUGGUGGAGCAGUUUCACUACCUGCUAUGGCCAGAUCAUGGGGUCCCCAGAAACUCUGCCCAGCUCCUGUGCUUAGUGGAUGCAGUGAAUAAGAGGGCAUUGGAAGCGCCCGCUGGCCCCAUGGUGGUGCACUGCAGUGCAGGGAUUGGGCGCACUGGUACCUUCAUCGCCCUGGACUUCCUCCUGAAGAUGGGGAAGGCAGAGGGGAAGGUAGAUGUGUUUCAUUGCGUGCAGAGGCUGCGGGAGCAGCGCAUCAGCAUGGUGCAGACCAAGGAGCAGUACACCUUCCUGUACGAGGUGGUGCUCGAAGGCUUGCUCUGCGGCAGCACUGGGGUCCCAGUGGAGAGCAUCGCCAGCCACGUCCACUGCCUUCAAGAAGCUGAAGCCUCAAAGCACAACAGUGCCCUUGAGAAGGAGUUCAAGGCCCUGCAGAAGUUUUCCGAGUUGUUCCAGCUCCUGCCAUGCAGAGAAGCGGAGAAACCCAGCAACCAGCCCAAGAACCGCAAGCCAGGGAUCCUGCCAGCGGAUUCCUGCCGGCCCAUCCUGAUGUCCUCGCUGAACGCAGACGGCUCACCAGGUUAUAUCAACGCUGUGUUUGUCAACACAUACACUGAAGAGGACAGACUCAUCAUCACCCAGAUGCCCUUCCCCACCACAGUAGUGGAUUUCUGGGCUCUGGUCUGGGAUUACACCUGCACGGCGGUGGUUGUCCUGAACCAGCUGCAGGAGCUGGAUGAGACGUAUGCAGAGUUCUGGCCCAUGCAGGGCGAAGCUGCCUAUGGCCGUUUCCAUGUCCACCUCAUCUCGGAGGAGCCUGGAGCUGGCUUCACAGCCUGGACACUUUCCGUCACCAACAAGCAACAGCCCAAGAAGCCUCCACUGGAAGUGCGGUUCUGGCAACUGAAAGACUGGCCCAUGAAGCAGCAUCUUCCUCCACACCCGGCCACCAUCAUCAGCCUGCUUGGGAAUGUAGAGACACACCACCGGCAGAGCCGGGAUGGACAUAUCCUCAUCACCUGCUGGGAUGGUGCCAGCCGGAGCGGGAUCUUCUGUGCUGCUGGUUUCCUAUGUGAGCAGAUACAAAGUGAGGGGCUGGUGGAUGUGUCCCAGGCUGUGAGGAUGCUGAAGAGACGGCGGAGACAGCUGAUUAAAGACGUGGAGCAGUAUGGGCUCUGCUACGAACUAGCCCUCAGUUACUUGAAUUCAUUUGAAACCUAUGGGAAUUUCAAGUAGAGGCAUGGCCACAGCACUCUUCCAGCCCUCCAUCAGUAACAACGGAAACCACAGGAGACAAGAAGGGUGUGCACAGCCCCAGGAUGCUUUACUCCCAUGAGAAGCCACCCCAAGGGUCCUCUAUGGCUGGAAAGCACUAGCUGGACUGUCUCCCAGUUGUGGUGAGGCUUUGAAGCAGGACCCUUUGCCCAACCUUUGCACAGGAACUUACUGGAAUCACAGCCUGAGUAUGCAGAACAGAGCAGGGGCACCAGGACUUGACCUGUUUGUGCCAGGGAUGAAGAGAAUCAGGCUCCCUUGUCCCUUCAGGCAGCCCCAAGAAAGUGGCAUAGCUCUACCAACACCCAGUGUUCUACCAGGGGAGUGUUGGACUGCUGUAAGAUCCAUGGGGCUUGGGAGGAUAUGGCCCAAUCUGCCAGAACCAUGAAGCCCAAGGCCAACAAGAGCCAAUGGAGGGACAAUCCACAGUCCUUCCCACCCCACACAAUCCCUUCCUGGAGCUCCAUCUUCCUGAGGCUGGUCCAGGUGCCACAGCCCUGCUAGAUCCCAAGAGGCUCCCUCAGCAUCCUGUCUGGCUUCACCAUGGCUACAUGGUCUGGCUCCCAGGUUGUAGCAGCUCAACUUAAACAUCUUGGAUGUGGUUCCAAGCAGGGGCUGCUGCGCCACAGAGACUGGUUCUACCCUUGCUGCUCAAGGGUUCUCAGAGCAGGGACUGACCCCAUGGCUCUGUUCUGUGUCUCAGCAAUAAAGGCUCUGUGCCAACCA
Messenger RNA from Neopsephotus bourkii (Bourke's parrot), 5137 nucleotides. RefSeq names its product receptor-type tyrosine-protein phosphatase alpha-like. Gene Ontology annotation, biological process: protein dephosphorylation. Lineage: Eukaryota; Metazoa; Chordata; Aves; Psittaciformes; Psittacidae. Bases 167 to 4372 code for a protein of 1401 amino acids. The record is from RefSeq and is a predicted model, not a curated record. The transcript has 30 exons. Gene Ontology annotation, molecular function: protein binding; protein tyrosine phosphatase activity.